Messenger RNA from Pneumocystis carinii B80, 460 nucleotides. RefSeq lists its product as hypothetical. Lineage: Eukaryota; Fungi; Ascomycota; Pneumocystomycetes; Pneumocystales; Pneumocystaceae. The coding region runs from base 37 to 399 and encodes 120 amino acids. The transcript has a single exon. The record is from RefSeq and is a predicted model, not a curated record. Gene Ontology annotation, cellular component: nucleus. Gene Ontology annotation, biological process: maturation of SSU-rRNA from tricistronic rRNA transcript (SSU-rRNA, 5.8S rRNA, LSU-rRNA).
AAAAAAAUUUAAAGGUAGAAAUAAGGGUUAGAAAGAAUGUUAGAAGAGUGGAAAGGAUAUUUUGAAUUAGGGGUUUCAUUAUGUCUUUAUGAAUGGCAAGUUCUUUCUAUGGCGGUUUCAUCGUGUUGGGGUGGAACGGAUAGUGGAGAAAAACGAGAUUGGUUAUGUGGAGUUCUAUGUGAAUUAGUGGAGAAUACGGGGUUAAUUUCGGUGGAGGAGGUGGAAGGGGUUAUUUUGCAAGUUAUGGAGGAUGAAUUUAAUGUAAUAGUUGAGGAUGGAUCGGUAGAAGAGGUAUCAAGGAAGAUUUUAAUGUUAUAUGAGAAAUGUAGGGUAGGGGAGGUGCGAGAGAUUGAGGAAUGGUAUGAAAGAUGGAAGAAGAAGCAUGUAAGACAAGGAUAGAAUGGUAAAGGAUGUAUUUUGAGAGGGGGGAUGAAAGGGAGGAUGAAAGGAAGGAUGAAAG